Messenger RNA from Miscanthus lutarioriparius, 2232 nucleotides. The record is from the annotation of a GenBank genome assembly. NCBI's taxonomy places the organism in Eukaryota, Viridiplantae, Streptophyta, Magnoliopsida, Poales, Poaceae.
AUGGACCCGUCCACGGCCAAGGCGGCCGCGCCGCCCAAUAAUGCGGACCACGUCCUCCUCAUCCCGCCCGACCACCCGCCGCCGCCAACGCCGCCGCACCCGAGCAAUAACCAGCAGCCGAACCCACCGCCGGCGGAGACACAGACAUCCAAACUCUCGCAGAACCCCGAGAAGCAUCCGACCUCCAGUCCCUCGCGCCCGCCGCUGCCCCCCGCGGCGCUCCUCCGCCGCCGCUCCUCCAUCGCCAAGCCCAAGUCGCGCUUCGUCGAGCCGCCCACCCCGACGCACCUGGACUCCGCCGACCCCUCCCCGGUCCACCCCGCCGCCGCCGCCGUCGCCUCGCUGACCGCCACCCCGACCCAUCGCUCCGCCGCGGGCGUCUCCACCCCGCACACCCCCGCCGAGGCCGACGACGACGAGGACCUCUUCCGCAACAAGGAAGGCUCCCGCGCGCCGGCGUCCGCGGCGCGCUGCCGCCGCCGGGUCCGCCUCGGCCUCCAGCUCUCCGUGCUCGUCCUCUUCCUCGGCCUGCUCGUCGUCAGCCUCGUCGUGCCGCCCCUGCAGGGCCGCGUCCUGUGGGGGCCGGAGAUCUGGAAGUGGUGCGUCAUGGUCAUCGCCGUCUUCUCCGGCCACCUCCUCAGCCAGUGGCUCGUCAGGCUGCUCGUCUUCGUCGUCGAGCGCAACUUCCUGCUGCGCACCAAGGUGCUCUACUUCGUCUUCGGGCUCAAGAAGAGCUUCCAGGUCUGCCUCUGGCUCGCGCUCGUGCUCAUCGCCUGGUCCCAGCUCUUCAACAGCGACGUCGGCCGCUCCCAUAAGACCGCCAGGAUCCUCAACUACGUCUCCAGGUUCCUCGCCUCCAUGCUCAUCGGCUCCGUCAUCUGGCUCGUCAAGACCUUCCUCAUGAAGGUGGUGGCGUCCACGUUCCACCGGAAGACCUUCUUCGAUCGGAUCCAAGAGAGCGUGUUCCAUCAGUACGUGCUGCAGACGCUGUCGGGCCCGCCGUUGAUGGAGCUGGCGGAGAAUGUGGGGCGGGAGGGUAGUGGCCUUGGGCGGGUCAGCAUCAGCAGGGCCAAGGACAAGCAGGAGAAAGGCGUGCCGGAGGUGAUCGAUGUUGUCAAGCUCAGGAGGAUGAGUCAGGAGAAGGUCUCAGCAUGGACGAUGAGAGGGCUCAUCACAGCAAUCCGAAGCUCUAGGCUGUCAACCAUUUCUAAUACUAUCGAGAGCUUUGAUGAUGUAGAUGGCAUGGAACAGAAGGAUAAAGAGAUAAAUAGUGAAUGGGAGGCCAAGGUCGCGGCAUAUGCCAUAUUCAAGAAUGUCGCAAGGCCCGGCUAUAAGCACAUUGAAGAGGUGGAUCUGCUGAGAUUUUUCACCAAGGAGGAGGUGGACCUGGUGAUUCCAAUGUUUGAGGGAGCAUCAGAAACCGGAAAGAUAAAAAAGUCUGCUCUAAAGAAUUGGGUGGUGAAAGCAUACCUCGAUCGCAAAUCACUAGCACAUUCUCUGAAUGACACAAAGACCGCAGUUAUGCAACUUCACAACCUCAUCAGUGUUAUAAUCAUCAUUAUAAUCAUCAUCGUUACGCUACUGUUGAUGGGCAUCGCGACAACCAAGAUCCUUGUUGUCAUCUCGUCCCAGCUUCUGGUUGUGGUAUUCAUAUUUGGGAAUGCAUGCAAGACUGUAUUUGAGGCCCUUAUAUUUGUAUUCAUCAUGCAUCCAUUUGAUGUUGGUGACCGCUGUGUUAUCGAUGGAACACAGAUGACUGUCGAGGAAAUGAAUAUAUUAACCACUGUUUUGUUGAAGAAUGACAACGAAAAGAUAUAUUAUCCGAAUUCUGUGUUGUCCACAAAGCCAAUCAGCAACUUUUACCGAAGCCCUAACAUGUAUGACACGAUUGAUUUUGCAAUUGAUGUUUCAACUUCAGUUGAGAGCAUUGGAGCUUUGAGGUCCAAAAUUAAAGGGUACUUGGAGAGCAAACCAACACAUUGGCACCCUGUCCACACAGUAAACCUGAAGGACAUCUUGGAUGUGAACAAGAUCAACAUGUCUCUGUGUGUCCAGCACACCAUGAACUUUCAAAAUAUCCGGGAGAAGAACAUCAGGAGGUCUGAGCUCGUUAUGGAGUUGAAGAAAAUAUUCGAGGAGAUGUCCAUCCGGUACCACCUUCUACCCCAGAAAGUUGAACUCGCCUAUGUCAGUCCGAACCCACUGCCCAUGGCUGUUUCUCAUACAAGAUAG